Molecule: messenger RNA, 1155 nt
Organism: Insectozyma verbasci
Lineage: Eukaryota; Fungi; Ascomycota; Pichiomycetes; Serinales; Debaryomycetaceae
Source: the annotation of a GenBank genome assembly
AUGUCUGAAGCUGAAUUACAACAAGUUAAAUUUCCACCAGAAAUAUUAGAUAGAAUAGCUCCAGAUAUAUCAUUAAAAAGACAUUUCGCAAUUGGAGUAAGACCAAAUUUAAGAAAUUUUACUGAAUUUAAACCAAUUGAAAUUGCAAAUAGUCUGCAAUUACAAGAGUCAAAUAAUAACGUUAUAAGUUCAAGUAUAAUAAAAAGUGGAUCUACAACAAUUAUAAAUACUAUAACAUUAGGUAUAAUAGAGAAUAUAAAUCCAAAUGAAGAGAAAAAAAAAAAAUUUACAACAAUUUAUCCUAAUGUUGAAAUUUUAAGAGGUAGAUCUGGAGCUCCAACUGAUGAAGAAAUGAUAUUAUCUCAAAAUUUAUAUGAAACUAUAUAUAAAUCAAAAAUUAUACCACUGGAAAGUUUAAAAAUUAAUAAUUUAGGUAUAUCUAUAAACAAUGAAGAAGAAGAAGAAAAAGAAAAAGAUGCGAAACAAGAAAUUUUAUAUCCUGAUUUAAAUUCAAACGAAUGGCAAUAUAUAAAUUUAUCAAAUCAAUAUAAUAAAUCUUAUUCAUUUAUAUUAUUAAGUUCUAUUAAAGUUUAUUCAAAAUCUCAAUCUACCAAUUCAUUAUUUGAUUUAUGUUAUUUAUCAAUUAUAAAUUGUUUAAAAAAUUUAAAAUUACCAAGAUGUUAUAUAAAUGAAUCUAAUUUAUUAAGUACAAAGAUAUCAAUAAGAUCAAGAAAAUCAAAUGUAAGAGGUUUAAUAAAUACAAAUAAUAAUAAAUUAAAUUUAAAUUUAGAUUUAAAUAGAACAGAAAAAAUCAAAUUAAAUUUAACUGAUGGUUUAAUACUGAGUAAUUAUGGUGUUGUAGAUAUAAUUAAAAAGGAAAAGGAAAGCGAAAGCGAAAACGAAAACGAAAACGAAAACGAAAACGAAAAGAAUAAUGAAAAAAAUAAACUAAUUGAAACUAUACUAUUAUGUGAUUUAGAAGGAGAAGCUGAAGAAACAAGUAUAUUAUCAAGAUUAACGGUAAUUACAAAUAAAAAAGGUACAAUGAAUAAAAUAAGUUUAAUCAAUGGAGAUUUAAAUAGUGAAAUUACAUUUGAUAUUCUCAAGAAAGCUAUAGAAAUUAGUCAAAAAAGAAGUUUACAACAAGGUGUUUAG